AUGGAGCUGCUCAAGCCGAACCGGAGCGUGCCGGGAUACGGACCCGGGCCGGCGGCUUCCCUGUGCCGCCCGGGGGGCCCCCUCCUCAACGGCAGCGGCACCGGCAACCUCAGCUGUGAGCCCCCGCGCAUCCGCGGAGCCGGGACACGAGAAUUGGAGCUGGCCAUUAGGGUCACCCUCUACGCUGUGAUCUUUCUGAUGAGUGUCGGAGGAAAUGUGCUCAUCAUCGUGGUCCUGGGACUCAGCCGCCGUCUGAGGACCGUCACCAACGCCUUCCUGCUCUCCCUGGCAGUCAGCGACCUCCUUCUGGCCGUGGCUUGCAUGCCCUUCACCCUCCUGCCCAAUCUCAUGGGCACAUUUAUCUUUGGCACAGUCGUCUGCAAGGCGGUUUCCUACUUCAUGGGCGUGUCUGUGAGCGUGUCCACGCUAAGCCUCGUGGCCAUCGCCCUGGAACGGUACAGCGCCAUCUGCCGACCACUGCAGGCGCGUGUGUGGCAGACGCGCUCACACGCGGCUCGAGUGAUCGUAGCCACGUGGAUGCUGUCCGGACUGCUCAUGGUGCCCUACCCGGUGUACACUGCCGUGCAGCCAGCGGGACCUCGUGUGCUGCAAUGCAUGCAUCGGUGGCCCAGUGCGCGAGUUCGCCAAACCUGGUCGGUACUGCUGCUUCUGCUCUUGUUUUUCGUGCCGGGGGUGGUUAUGGCGGUGGCCUACGGGCUUAUCUCCCGCGAGCUCUACUUAGGGCUUCGCUUUGACGGUGACAGUGACAGCGAGAGCCAGAGCCGGAUCGGAAGUCAAGGAGGACUGCCCGGUCCUGCCCACCCGAACGGGCGUUGCGGGUCGGAGACCCGGCUGGCUGGCGAGGACGGCGAUGGCUGUUAUGUGCAGCUUCCGCGCUCCCGGCCUGUACUGGAGCUGUCCGCGCUGACCGGACCCACGGCUGGGCCAGGAUCCUGCACCCGGCCGGCCCAAGCCAAGCUGUUAGCUAAGAAGCGCGUGGUGCGGAUGUUACUGGUGAUCGUUGUGCUUUUUUUCCUGUGUUGGUUGCCAGUGUACAGCGCCAACACGUGGCGCGCCUUCGACGGCCCCGGUGCACAUCGCGCCCUUUCGGGUGCGCCCAUCUCCUUCAUCCACUUGCUAAGCUACGCCUCUGCCUGUGUCAACCCCCUGGUCUACUGCUUCAUGCACCGUCGCUUUCGCCAGGCCUGCCUCGACACCUGCGCCCGCUGCUGUCCUCGGCCUCCGCGAGCUCGCCCCAGACCUCUACCGGACGAGGAUCCUCCCACCCCCUCCAUCGCCUCACUGUCCAGACUGAGCUACACCACCAUCAGCACGCUGGGACCUGGCUGA
This is a messenger RNA of Lagenorhynchus albirostris (white-beaked dolphin), 1350 nucleotides long. RefSeq names its product cholecystokinin B receptor (gene CCKBR). The coding region runs from base 1 to 1350 and encodes 449 amino acids. Gene Ontology annotation, biological process: phospholipase C-activating G protein-coupled receptor signaling pathway. Gene Ontology annotation, cellular component: plasma membrane. NCBI's taxonomy places the organism in Eukaryota, Metazoa, Chordata, Mammalia, Artiodactyla, Delphinidae. The transcript is spliced from 5 exons. The record is from RefSeq and is a predicted model, not a curated record. Gene Ontology annotation, molecular function: cholecystokinin receptor activity; gastrin receptor activity.